Molecule: messenger RNA, 444 nt
Organism: Saccharomyces paradoxus
Lineage: Eukaryota; Fungi; Ascomycota; Saccharomycetes; Saccharomycetales; Saccharomycetaceae
Gene: QCR6
Product: ubiquinol--cytochrome-c reductase subunit 6
Exons: 1
Coding region: 1-444 (147 amino acids)
Biological process (GO): mitochondrial electron transport, ubiquinol to cytochrome c
Source: RefSeq, a predicted model, not a curated record
AUGGGCGUGUUGGAACUAGUUGGUGACUACUGGGAACAACUAAAGGUAACCGUUGUGCCUGUCGUGGCCGCGGCCGAAGAUGACGAUAAGGAGCAGCAUGAACAAGAGAACGAAGAAGGAGGAGAAGAGAACGAAGAAGGAAAGGAAGAGGGAGAUGGAGAUGAAGAUGAGGACGAAGAUGAAGAUGAAGACGAUGAUGAAGAUGAAGAAGAAGAAGAAGUCACUGACCAAUUGGAAGAUUUGAGAGAACAUUUUAAGAACACGGAGGAGGGUAAGGCGCUGGUACACCACUACGAGGAGUGUGCUGAAAGAGUUAAGAUACAGCAACAGCAACCCGGCUACGCUGAUCUUGAACACAAGGAGGACUGUGUGGAGGAAUUCUUCCAUCUACAGCACUAUUUGGACACUGCUACGGCACCUAGAUUAUUUGACAAAUUAAAGUAG